GUUAGUUGGGAGUUGGCUGGACCAGGAAGCAGUGCAGACCACCACCAGGACCAGGACCAACUCUAAGACCAGGACCAGCACCAGGACCAGGACCAACUCUAAGACCAGGACCAGCAGACGGGAAGGACAGACACUAAGAAGAAGAAGAUGAGCGGAGGACUGAACAGCAUCGAUGCAGUGAAGAAGAAGAUCAAGGUUCUGCAGGACCAGGCAGAGGAGGCCGAGGAGAGGGCGGAGCGACUGCAGAAGGAGGUGGAGAAGGAGAAGAGGAGCAGAGAGGAGGCGGAGGCGGAGGUGACCGCUCUGGGUCGUCGUCUGCAGCUGAGUGAGGAGAAUCUGGACCGAGCUCAGGAGAGACUCUCCACUGCCCUCCACAAGCUGGACGAGGUGGAGAAGGCUGCGGACGAGAGCGAGAGAGGUAUGAAGGUGAUCGAGAACAGAGCUCUGAAGGAUGAGGACAGGCUGGAGCAUCUGGAGGUUCAGCUCAGAGAAGCCAAGCAGAUCGCUGAGGAGGCCGACCGCAAAUAUGAAGAGGUGGCUCGUAAACAUCUGAUGUUGGAAGGAGAGCUGGAACGAGCUGAAGACAGAGCCGAGCGGGCUGAGAGUAAUGUUCGGAAGCUGGACGAGCAGUUGAGGAGUUUUGACCAAUCACUGAAGAGCCUGCAGGCAACUGAGGACAAGUAUUCUCAGAAAGAGGACCGGUAUGAAGAGGAGAUCAAGAACUUGAGUGGAAAACUCAAAGAGGCCGAGAGCCGGGCGGAGUGUGCCGAGCGCUCCGUGGCCAAACUGGAGAAAGCCAUUGAUGAGCUGGAAGACAAAAUGGCGGCGCUUGUCAGUCGAGCAACUUUGUUGAGAUCGAAGAAACUUUCACUUCAUAAGGUAUGGUUCCACCACUCUGGGGUUCUCCGGUCCGGUUCCGGGUCCCAGUCCGGUUCCGGGUCCCAGUCCGGGUUCUUCCCUGCAGCGGAAGGCGUCAUGUUGCCGACAGGAAGCUUCAGCAACAAAGUGGCGUUCAUCACAGGGGGCGGGACAGGACUCGGCCGUGCGAUGACCACCACGCUGUCCCAGCUCGGAGCUCAGUGCGUCAUCGCCAGCAGAAAGUUGGAUGUUCUGCAGAAGACGGCCGACGAGAUCAGCAACCAGACUGGAAACAAGGUCCAUGUGGUUCAGUGUGAUGUCAGAGAUCCUCAGGCCGUCUCUCGUUGUGUCGACCAGAUGGAGAGUCUGACAGGACUUCCUGAUGUGAUCAUCAACAAUGCAGCAGGAAACUUUGUGUGUCCAUCAGAGCGUCUCUCACCCAACGGCUGGAAGAGCAUCACAGACAUCGUCCUGAAUGGGACGGCAUACGUGACCCUGGAGAUAGGAAAGAGACUGAUCCAGAGUCAGAAAGGUGCUUCCUUCCUGGCCAUCACCACGAUCUAUGCGGAGUCUGGUUCUGGAUUUGUGGUCCCAAGUGCGUCUGCAAAGGCCGGAGUCGAGGCCCUCUUCAAGUCUCUAGCUGCAGAGUGGGGGCGCUAUGGCCACAGGUUUAACAUCAUCCAGCCUGGACCAAUCAGAACCAAGGGCGCGUUCAGUCGUAUGGAUCCGACAGGAGUGUUCGAGAAGGCCAUGAUUGGUCGGAUCCCGACUGGUCGCCUCGGGCAACCAGCAGAGAUCGCAAACCUGGCAGCGUACAUGAGCAGCGAGUACGCCACCUGGAUGUCUGGAGCUGUGAUCCGGCUCGAUGGAGGAGAGUACGUGUCGAUGGCCGGAGAGUUCAACGAGCUUCGCAGGGUGACUCCAGAUCAGUGGACAUUGAUGGAGAAAAUGAUUCGAGGAACUAAAGGAUCGUAGUGUCCACUCUGACCACUGCCUUGUUACCAUGGAGACGGUGGGACUGUGUCUCUGACGCCGUCAUGGCGAUGAACUGAUCAGCUGACUCUGAUGUCAUGUGACUUUCUGCACAUGUGCAGUUUUCAAACAGUGAAUUUCAAACAUCACAUGUUUAAUUUUCUCUUCACUGUGAUGGUGAGUGAAGGGAGGAGCUUAGUUAUGUUAGUUAGUUAUGUUAGUUAGUUAGUUAGUUAGUUAGUUAGUUAGUUAGUUAGUUAGUUAGUUAGUUAGUUAGUUAGGUAGAGAUAAGCAAUGAAAUUUCCUCCUUCACACACAACUGAGAAUUUAAAACAAUAAAAUUCAAUAGAAACUUUCA
Molecule: messenger RNA, 2188 nt
Organism: Limanda limanda (common dab)
Lineage: Eukaryota; Metazoa; Chordata; Actinopteri; Pleuronectiformes; Pleuronectidae
Product: tropomyosin alpha-3 chain-like
Exons: 18
Coding region: 148-1833 (561 amino acids)
Biological process (GO): actin filament organization; muscle contraction
Cellular component (GO): actin filament
Molecular function (GO): actin filament binding
Source: RefSeq, a predicted model, not a curated record